AUGGCAAUGCAGGCUCUCCUGCAUACGUGGGGGACGCAGACAGCAACGGAGAGGCAGAGGAUUACCGACAGCGAAGGGGUAGGCAGUGGGGCGACGCAGCGAUUGAAAGAGUUCGUCCGGCUUCAAGGAAAAGGAUGUUUCUACGCUGCAAACACCACCGGCUACUACCGCGGGGCCUGGACAAAGCAGGUGGAACCGCCUGUGGCUUUAGAGGCCAAUCCCGGGCGCCGCCUCCGCCUCAUGCAGGCCGGGGGGAGUGACGGGCUGCCGGGGGUGGCGGGCAGGUUCGGCGGCUCUGCGGAGGAGACUCGCCGCAGGCCAGCCACCAAGACGGGGGCUCAGGUGCCAGGGGGCAUGCGGCUGCACCAUACAGAGGGGCGCGUGGACGUGCAGCUUUUCAUGAAUCCCGUGGCAGGCCUGACCGACCUGAGUCUGGUGCAUGGCUACUUCAAGCUCCUGGACGGGCCCUUCUCCUCCGAGCGCGACGUGUUCGCAGUCCUCAAGGGCGUGUACCUGCGCCGUGAUGGCCGUCUCCUGCUCCGAACCGUCUCGCAGAAGCAGGCAGGCACCCUGGGCUUCGCCUACACCCUCCCGGCCUCCUCGGCCAAGACCUUCCGGGCCCAAGGCAGCGAUAGCGACAAACCUGCAGGGCGCGCGACCCGGACCCUAGGAGAGCCGAGCCAGCGUCUAGGGGGCGGAGAGGGGGUAGAGGGCAAUCCCGGCGACGCGAGUGAUCAGGCCUCUCCCUCGCACAUGGCGGCAAACGCCGAUACCGGCCUUGAGAGACGGAUAGCAGGUGUCUGGGGAGAUGUAGCAAGCUACCCGGAUGUGGAGAUGCGCCUGGAUGCCGUCUUGAGGGAGGUUGCAGCGAGCGCAGGUACUGACCUGGAGGAUCGGGCGGCAGGGCGAGAGGCAGAGGAAGCGGACGUGUUUUUCGGAAUGCAGUUACAGGCCGACAAGAAGCUGGAUAUGGAUGGAGCUGAUGAGAGUGAAGGGGCGGAAGUGGUGGGGCUGACGGUGCUGAAAGGUGGGGCGCUGUUGGCGGGGAUGGAGGAGAAGGCGGCUCCGGACGGCGGCUUGCUGGAGACAGUCCUGAUCCCAGACAGGACCAAAGAGAGAUACUUCCGGCACCAGACGAGCAACGGGCGGCGUUGCGUGUUCACCCUGGACGCGCGCUCCUCCCCGCGCCUGAACGCCAGCCAGGUCAUGGGCCAGACGGGGGCCCAGGGCGACGCCUCCUCCUCCUCCUCCACUGCCGCGGCGGAGAGCCAGGCGCGGCUUGAGUUGGCGGAUGGCUUCGAAGGGACGCUGACCAGUCCCGAGUGCGACGUGGCUCUGAGUGUGUCCUCACAGGCGAUCCGCCUCGACUGGACUCAGGCCUAUCGCAAGGCCGUCAACUACUCCAUCAUCGUCACCCUUGUCUGCGUCCUGCAAAUCGCUCUCCUCUUCCGCCAGCUCUAUUUCUCGCGCACGCAAGCAGCGGCCUCUCGGGUCUCCCUCUUGUGUAUCGGCCAGCAAGCCAUCCUAGACGCCCUCCUCUGCAUCGCCCACCUCCUUCUGUGCGCUGUGCUUCAGCCCCUCUUCGCCGCCUUCGCCUCCAUCGCCUUCUUCAAGCUUGUCAUCUUCUCCAUCUUCGAGAUCCGCUACAUGUUCAUCAUCCACCAGUCACGCGAUUCUCAGUCCGCCGCUGCCACCUCCUUCAACGGCCUUCGCCGGCAGCUAGCCGCCCUCCACGCCCGUUUCUACGCGGUCCUUUUCCUCCUCCUCUUCCUCGUUUACUUCUUGGCGCAGUACUUGGAGGUCCUCGUCUUCGUCCUUUACUCCUUCUGGGUUCCGCAGAUCGUCAUGAACGCCAGCAAAGGCCUCCGGCGUCCUCUCAAUCGGACCUACGUGCUUGGCAUGAGUCUGGCGCGCCUCGCCAUCCCCCUCUACGUGUACGGCUGUCCGGAGAACUUUAUUCACCUCAUUUUUUCGGGCUACAGGCCCGAUUACCGGCUCUGCUUCGCCCUGGUCGUCUGGGUGGGGGCGCAAGUCGCUGUCCUCCUCUCGCAAGAUUACCUUGGCCCGCAGUAUAUGAUCCCAGCGCGCUUCCUACCGCCCAAGUACAACUACUAUCGCCCAGUGCCCCAGGGAAGGGGGGGGAGAGCGCAAGGUCCUCAACCCACAGUGCGAGCAGGAGGGUUGGUGCACACGCAAAGCAGUGGGAGCAGUGGUGGCUGCGAGGAGAUUGAGUUGAUGGACCUGGAAGAGGGACCGGGACACGGGGGAGAAGCGGAUGGGGAGGAGGGCGGGGCCCUGGAGUGCGCCAUUUGCUUCAACGACGUGGACGUGACGCGCUUGGGGAGCUACAUGGUAGCGCCGUGCAAUCACGUCUUCGACAGGGAGUGUCUGGAGCGCUGGAUGGACAUCAAGUUGGAGUGUCCUGUCUGCCGGUGCUCCCUUCCUCAUCGGUGA
Molecule: messenger RNA, 2454 nt
Organism: Nannochloropsis gaditana CCMP526
Exons: 2
Coding region: 1-2454 (817 amino acids)
Source: RefSeq, a predicted model, not a curated record